AUUCACCACACGUGCACCAACAGAACAUCGAGAACCCACCAUGGAGGUACAACCAUUUGACCAGGAAGCCUUUGACGCUGCCGCGAAAGAAGAGAGCACUGAUGAAAUUAAGGGUGUUGGCCAAACCAUCCACUGGAGCAAUUGUGAUCGUGCAUUCCAAAAGAAAUGCCAUGGUGGCGUUUGGUUGGGCAUGCCUAAGCAGGGAGGUUGGGUGAAGGUCGAUCCGGGCUUUUCGGUUUAUUUUAUCAGAGGCUCGAAUGGCGAAGUCAGAACAGCGGACGCGGCAUAAGCUCCGUUGUUUUUGAUGGAGAGCUUAGCUCGUAUGAAACAGCACAUGAACUUUUAUAUCCUUGCUGACAAGCGAGAUGUAGAUCUAUGAGAGGCGAGGGGUCAUAAUAUGGCUUUACUGUAGGAAGUCUUGACGGAAGGUUCAGUCAGUGCUCUGCGCAGCUGCAAUGCCAGUUGUUGCUGUCCAUCGUUUCUUUCCAAGGUUAAAGAGGUCACUGCUAUCAUGAGUGAUGAUCUCAGUAUU
This is a messenger RNA of Fusarium oxysporum Fo47, 532 nucleotides long. RefSeq lists its product as uncharacterized. The coding region runs from base 41 to 289 and encodes 82 amino acids. The transcript has 2 exons. The record is from RefSeq and is a predicted model, not a curated record. NCBI's taxonomy places the organism in Eukaryota, Fungi, Ascomycota, Sordariomycetes, Hypocreales, Nectriaceae.